Messenger RNA from Ectocarpus sp. CCAP 1310/34, 1549 nucleotides. Lineage: Eukaryota; Phaeophyceae; Ectocarpales; Ectocarpaceae. The record is from the annotation of a GenBank genome assembly.
UUGAUCUUUCUCGUUCGCACCAAUGUCACAGGGACUGUCGCGGGAGGUCAUCGUGGAAAAGCUGAGGACCAUCUUCACCGCUCACCGGACGGCAUGGAAGAAGAGGCAGGAGAAGAACAAGAGUCUCACCGGCGAGGGUGACGAUGGCGAUGACGAGGGAACGGAGGCCGAUGCGCUGGAGCAGGCGAGCAUCGUCUGGGAGGCUGGACCGUUGGAGAAGACCUCCAAGGACAAGACGAAGAAGACCUCCACGGACAAGACGAAGAAGGAGCAUACGGCGGCGUCUAAUCGUGCUCGCGACAAGGCCAAGGAGCACCAUGCCCGUUCGAUGCAGAGCACGUCUGGAGCGGGCGCUUCGGCGAAAUCCACCAACGGGAAGGGGAAGGCCAAGGAGAAGGGACGUGGAGCGGUCCGCGAUCAGGACCAGGUGACAACGAAGCGAGCGCGGUCUAGUACGGAGCCCCCGGCGCCAUCGUUUAGGUCCAACGAUGGCGCCGGGGGCUCCGUACUAGACCGCGCUCNUGCCCGUUCGAUGCAGAGCACGUCUGGAGCGGGCGCUUCGGCGAAAUCCACCAACGGGAAGGGGAAGGCCAAGGAGAAGGGACGUGGAGCGGUCCGCGAUCAGGACCAGGUGACAACGAAGCGAGCGCGGUCUAGUACGGAGCCCCCGGCGCCAUCGUUUAGGUCCAACGAUGGCGCCGGGGGCUCCGACGAGUCCGAUUCAUGCACGUCCCGUCAGGGCAGCCGGAGGAGAUCUGCGGUGAGCGUCGGCGACUCUUCAGAUGAUGAUGAAGAAACGGACGUGAUGGACCAAGCGGCGCUAGAUCUGGCAUGCGGAAGGGGUGGGAGGUCCACCCGUGACGGGAAAGGAGGUGGGAAACGCAUGCGUAAAGUUCAGCCCUUCUCCAGCGGGAUGGGCGGUGACCCCGUGUUGAACCAGAUCAUGGACUUGCUGCACUCGAGGGCAAGGGCCGGAUUGGGGGGGCACGGCGAGGGAUCUCCUCCAAUGACCGAGGGCAGGGUCUGCGCCAUCGUGGAUGAACGGGUCGCAGGGGCAGUCGCAGCAGGUUUGAGGCAAGACGGGGCAGAGAGGCAGCAGCAGCACCAACAGCAAUGGCAGCAGCGCCAGCCGCAGCCGCACCCGAGCCCGUUCUACGCCCCGACCGGCGCUUUCCCACCCGCCCAUGGGGCUGCGUUAGGCAUUGCUCCUGCCGGCAUGCCAGGCCCCUCCGUCGUCGUUCACAGCACGAUGUGGCCAGGUACGGCAGGGGGCGGGGGCGCGGCGGUGGGUAUGGCGAGGAGUGGGGUUGGCAUGAGCGCAGCUGGAGGGGCCUCGCACGGACAGAGCUUCGCGGCGCCGAGGGAGGGAAAGACGGGGAUCUCAGAGGCGCAAGAGGUCCGCGGGGGUGCGAGCAGCUCUCUCCCGGGUGUCAGCGGGGCGGAUCCCCCACCAUCGGCGCCGUCGACCAGGCCACCUAACUGUCAACGCGUCAAGCGGCUCGACGAGUAGGACCCGUCACAGCGGCAAGUAGAUGUUUGAUAUUUAUGU